Topomyia yanbarensis is the source of this 2283-nucleotide messenger RNA. RefSeq lists its product as uncharacterized. Lineage: Eukaryota; Metazoa; Arthropoda; Insecta; Diptera; Culicidae. The record is from RefSeq and is a predicted model, not a curated record. The coding region runs from base 1 to 2283 and encodes 760 amino acids. The transcript has a single exon.
AUGGCAUGUCGAACCAAAAAGGAGUGUGGUAUAAAUGGUUGUCGAAUAUACCACAAUAACCUUCUGCACUCAGCAAACGGUUCGGGAAAAGCGGAUACAACGAGCGGAGCAGGGAAUACGAAUAUUGUUGUACAUCAAAAUUUACACAGUUCGAUGUCAUAUUCGUUAUUCCGAUAUUUGCCGGUCACUAUACACGGGAAUGGCAAGCAAGUCAGUACCUAUGCGUUCCUGGAUGACGGGUCUAGUUCUACUCUUCUUGAACGCAAUAUUGCGUCGUCGUUAGGUAUCAAGGGUCCAACUGACGGCUUCUGUUUGAGUUGGACUGGAAAUAUCUCGAGGGAAGAAAAGGAAUCUCAGCGUAUUAGCGUGGUUAUCUGCGGCAAUAGCAAGAAGUUUAAACUCCACAAUGUGAGAACAGUUCAGCAGCUGCAGUUACCUGCGCAAACGAUGUGCUACGACAAUCUAGCACGUAGCUAUCAACACCUAAAGGGUCUUCCGGUUCAAAGUUACACGGAUGCGACUCCAGGUAUCAUCAUUGGCAUCGAACAUAUUCGGCUACUAACUGCGUUGCGAACGCGCGAGGGAAGAGAUAACGAACCAGUAGCUACAAAAACGCGUCUGGGUUGGUGUAUCUUCGGGAAAAACGACAAGAGCGGCAAUUCGAUAGUGCAGUUGAAUUUACAUCUAACAGAAAAGAUGAAAAAUCAUGAGCUGCAUCAAUGGAUGAAACAAUUCUUCGCAGUUGAAGAGUCCAGCGUGACAGUUAAACCUGAAGCUGAAGAAGACAAGCGAGUACGACAGAUUAUGGAAGCUACAAUCCGGCGCGUGGACGGUGCCUUCGAGAUAGGGCUGUUAUGGAAGUAUGACCAGUUCUGCUUUCCGGACAGCUACCCGAUGGCACUUCGGCGAUUGAAAGCGUUGGAAAGAAGGUUAAGUAAGGACCCGAUUCUCGGACAACGGGUGAAAGAGCAGAUUGUAGAGUACGAAUCGAAGGGAUACGCCCAUCGUAUUACGCCAAACGAACUGCGAUCUACUGACCCGACAAAGGUCUGGUACUUACCGUUGGGAAUAGUACAGAACCCGAAAAAACCUAGCAAGCUACGGCUGAUAUGGGACGCUAAAGCACGUGUGGCAGGCGUAUCAUUCAACGACAUGCUGUUAAAAGGUCCGGAUCUUCUAGUGGAUCUGAUAUCGGUACUGCUGCGAUUCAGGCAAGGAAACAUAGCAAUGGUGGGAGACAUAAAAGAGAUGUUCCAUCAGAUCAGGAUACGAGAUGAAGACAAGCAGUUACAACGGUUCAUUUUUCGGCUGCAUCCAGAAUUAGAACCCCAAAUUUUCGUCAUGGAUGUGGCCACCUUCGGAGCAACCUGCUCGCCAAGUCUAGCGCAGUUUGUAAAAAACAGAAACGCAACGGAGUUUGCUGAUUCCUUUCCGAGAGCGGCAAGAGCUAUCACCGAGAACCACUACGUGGAUGACUUUCUGGACAGUGUAGACACGGAAGAGGAAGCUGUCCGAUUAAUCACCGAAGUGAAAUACGUCCAUUCGCAAGCAGGUUUCGAAAUUCGUAACUUCGCCUCAAAUUCAGUCCGAGUCUUAGAAAAAAUCGGAGAGCCGGAGGCACGUCAGCAAAUAUCCAUGAAGCUGGACAAAUCGCUUGAUUCGGAACGGGUGCUAGGUUUGAUCUGGAAACCAACAGAGGAUGUCUUCUGCUUUGACCUGAACAGCAUGAAGGAAGAAAUUAAAGCACUAAUCGAAAGUGGAAGUACGCCAACUAAACGCCAAGUCUUGCGAACUGUAAUGUCACUCUUCGACCCACUAGGACUGAUUGCACACUUCGUCGUACAUGGGAAAAUUCUCAUGCAGCAGAUAUGGAGAAGUGGAACAGACUGGGAUGAUCUGAUCACAGAAGAAUUGCAUGGUAAGUGGAGGCAUUGGUGUCAGAACAUGCAGCAUCUAGAUGCAGUGAGGGUGCCUCGUUGUUUCUUCAAGGGGGUCAACAUUUCCGCUCUCAAAGAUGUAGAAGCCCAUCUAUUCGUGGACGCCAGCGAAGUGGCCUGUGCGGCUGCCUUAUAUUUUCGACUCAUCGAUAACGGUAGACCCAGAUGUGUUCUAGUAGCUGCAAAAACGAAGGUCGCUCCGUUGAAACCACUAUCCAUCCCGCGUCUAGAGCUACAAGCGGCGAUAAUCGGAACAAGGUUGAUGGGCUCAGUGUUGAGCUCCCUGGAUAUCCAGAUAACUGAACGAUACAGAUUCAACAACCGUUCUGUACUGGCUACGAUCUGA